This is a messenger RNA of Annulohypoxylon maeteangense, 1077 nucleotides long. RefSeq lists its product as uncharacterized. Lineage: Eukaryota; Fungi; Ascomycota; Sordariomycetes; Xylariales; Hypoxylaceae. The record is from RefSeq and is a predicted model, not a curated record. The transcript has 3 exons. Bases 130 to 930 code for a protein of 266 amino acids.
GUCCUUAUAUUACCUAUGGAUCUUUUGCCUGCAUACCUAGGUACAUAUAUCUAGUAGGUAUCAUGUCUGCUGGGUAUAUAAACGUUCAUAAAGCAUCCUGUAGGACUGUAUAAUUUGAUGAAAUAGGCAAUGAUGCCAGUGUUGAAAGAGGCACAUGGCCCCGAUGAAGAUUGGUCUGGUUUGAAAGAUGCCAAAGCGAGACGCAAGUUACAAAAUCGAUUAAAUGUCCGCGCUCAUCGACGGCGAAAAGCCAUAAAUUCGGCUAUUGAAGCCCAUACGGAGUCCAAUAAUUCUGCGAGACAUAAGCCUUAUAGCCUAGUCCAACAGUAUAUUCCCCUAGAGGAAAACGGAACACGGCAACGGAAGCCCCUGAAGUUAAAAUUACUGAAUGAACGCAUUGCUUCGGAUAGCCCUGGGUUUUUUUUUCCAUUAACCUCUGACCACUUAAUUACACUAGUGCAAUACAAUUUUGUCCGUGGCGUUUUGACCAAUAUGGCAAUUCUGGGCAUCCAGAACGCCUUCCCUCCAGAGUGUUCGAGACAUUGGGUUGGCAUGCCGCUCUUCCCAGCCCCCUCCGGCAUCCCGGAGUCUCUUCAGCCGACUGCCCUGCAGCUUAGCACGCCACAUGAGCCAUGGAUUGACCUGAUCCCAGACAAACAGAUGCGCGAUAACACGAUUCUCUUAAUAGGCGUAGUUACGCGAGAGGAUGUCGAAGAUGAUGUGACAGGUUUAUUAUUUGGCAAGGUGAAACUCCUUGAGAUGACCGGAAUGUUGGCUUGGGACACACCUUGGGAUACAAAUGGCUGGGAGUUAACGGAAGGGUUUAUAAAGAAAUGGCCGCUUCUUGUGAAAGGUUGCUGGAAAUUGCUCGAGUCUACCAACCGAUGGCGAGCGAUGCGAGACGAAGAGCCACUAGUUGUCGACUUAUAAGUCUAGGCUAUGUAUUGUGAACGAAUAUGAUGUAUAUUCUACUCAUUUGGAUCGGACUAUACCUAGGUAGAUUUGAGUUUAAAAGACCUAAUUCUCAUCGAAUCAAUUCGCACCUACCAUGAUUGAAUUUCAGAAGCUAACUUUGAC